AUGUCUGACAUUAAGCCAGUCACCUCAUUUGGAUCUGACAAGUUGGACGAAGUUUCGAGCGAAAGGUCUUCUGCAAACUCCUAUAACAAGACACAAGAUGCUAUGACACCUAAAGACACCUCAACUAGUGCACAAGAGCAGAACAAGAAGAAAGGUUUCUUGCGUCACUUUAAGAUGAAGAACAUUUUCGAAAAAAUUGAAGAUAGACCCACACCCAAAGAAGUGUACAACUACCGUAUUUAUCUUACAGCAAUCAUGGCUUCAGCUGCUGCCAUCAUUAUUGGUUACGAUUCUGGUUUCAUCGGAGGUGCCGUUGCGUUACCUGCUUUCGAAAAAGAGUUUGGUUUGGACGUUGCUCCCAACUCUGCAUAUAUUAUUUCAAAUGUCAUUUCGGUUUUCCAUGUUGGAUGUUUCUUUGGUUCUUUGUUCUCCUACCCUGCGUCAUACUACCUUGGUAGAAGAAUACCAUUGAUUGCUGCUGCUUUGUUGAUUACUUUGGGCUCUGGUCUUAUGCUUGCUGCCAACUCAGAAAGAGGAUUAGGUCCUAUCUACGCAGGUCGAGUGCUUGCUGGUUUAGCUGUUGGCUGUUCCACAAACUUGACUGUUGUUUAUAUUUCAGAGAUUUCGCCACCAGCAAUUAGAGGUCAGUUGACUGCCAGUUAUGAGAUUGGAUGGAGAGUUGGUGAUCUCGUUGGUUUCUGGAUCAACUAUGGUGUCGACUCUACAUUGCCAGAGGGAAAGAGCCAAUGGUAUAUCCCAUUUGCUAUUCAAUUGAUCCCCAGUGGAUUGUUUUUACUCGGUAGUAUCUUUAUGAAGGAAAGUCCCAGAUGGUUGAUGCAGGUUGGCAAAUACGAAAAGGCAGUUGAGAAUCUUACCUGGUUUAGACAAUUGCCAGAAACAGACGAGUACAUCAUUUACGAGAUUAACCAAUGUAAAGAGUCUAUUGAAGAACAACGUGCCAAGGUUGGUUUGGGUAUCAUGGAUCCAUUCUAUGAGGUUUUCUUCCGUAACUGGAACUUGUUAUACCGUUUGUUCAUUACCGUUAUGUUGUUUUUGUUUUGUAACUUUAUGGGUAUCCAAGCAAUCAACUACUACUCGCCCAAAUUGUUCAAGGGUCUUGGUGUCCAAGGUACCAAUGCGUCAUUGUUUUCCACUGGUAUGUUUGGUGUUGUGAAAUUCAUCUGUACAUUUAUCUACAUUCUUUUCAUUGUUGAUACAUAUGGAAGAAGAAAAGCAUUUAUGUGUUCUUCAGCACUUUGCUCGGUAUGUUUCUGGUACAUUGGCGCAUACUUGAAGAUCAAUGAUCCUACCAAGCCGGGUGUAAGUGCUGGGCCAGGGGGUAAGGCAGCUAUUGGAUUUAUGUACAUUUGGAUUGCGUCCUUUAUCACUGCUUGGUCGGGUGGUCCAUUUGUUGUUGGUGCCGAAGUGUUUGAUCAGAAUAUUAGAUCCUUUGUGCAAGCAAUCAAUGCGGCAAUGUCAUGGGUGGCCAUUUUCGUUAUGUCGAGAUGGACGCAGAAUAUGAUUGCAACCAUGUCGUAUGGUAUUUAUUUCUUCUUUGCUAGUCUUGCAGUGGCGCUGAUUCCAUUUGUCUACUUUAUGUUGCCAGAGACCAAGGGUAUUGCUUUGGAAGAUAUGGACAAGUUGUUCAAUAGAAAGAUUCCAGCUAGAAAGGCGCACAAGAUUGUGUUGAACAAUGUGAGACACGAGACGGAGGAAAUUUUCCAUGAGAACCACGAGCACGGUUUGUUCAGCAUGGCUGAUAACAAGCCAGAGACAGAGAAUGUCGAGCACUUGUUUGAAAGUGACAAGGAGAAAGUUUGA
Lodderomyces elongisporus is the source of this 1821-nucleotide messenger RNA. RefSeq names its product sugar porter family MFS transporter. The coding region runs from base 1 to 1821 and encodes 606 amino acids. NCBI's taxonomy places the organism in Eukaryota, Fungi, Ascomycota, Pichiomycetes, Serinales, Debaryomycetaceae. The transcript has a single exon. Gene Ontology annotation, biological process: transmembrane transport; carbohydrate transport. Gene Ontology annotation, cellular component: membrane. Gene Ontology annotation, molecular function: carbohydrate:proton symporter activity. The record is from RefSeq and is a predicted model, not a curated record.